GCGGUCUGACACUGGCAUGCGCACUGCAGCCUCAUGUCAAUUUGAGUCUUCUUGGGAGCUAGGCAGCAGUCACUAUCCAAGCUACAGCCCUCUCAGUUCCUGUUUCCGCCUGAGCAUUUCGUCCAAUUUUAUGCUAAAACAGCGCGGGACCCUCUGGCUGAAUAGCGUUAGACCUUGUGGAUCUAACUGUUUUGAGGGAUCUGAAAAGUCAAGCAAAGACACGCCACGCUGUUGACUACCUCCUGGACUCCUUAGCAGCUCAUCACAAAGGAAGGAGAGGAAGCAGGAAGUUGUAUGGAUACAGGAUGAAGGCGUGAGCCGGUAGCCCUGCCAGACGGAGAGACUCACAGGCCACCGGGAAGGGGAAGGGAAACGACGGAAGAGCUUGGGCGCGACGAUGACAUCGCAAUAGCCGCCAUCUUCCUCGGAAAAAAGCACCAUAAUGCAGUAACCCAGGGGAGCAGGAGACUCAACCGAGAACUUCUCCAGCGACCACCCAAUCGCCCUUCACCUCUCCACUCCCCCCACCCCCCCACGGCUGUUACAAUGCCCCUGGAGGUUUUGUGAAGGGAGCGCGCUGACGACCCCCCCCUCCCCCUUCCCUCCCCCCGACCCCUCCCCGCCCCUGCCGGGGACAGAAAGAUGCGCCCAUGGACGGGCUCCUGGCGAUGGAUCAUGCUGGUGUUGCUGGCCUGGGGCACCCUGCUCUUCUACAUCGGGGGCCACCUGGUUCGGGACAGCGAGCACCCCGACCGCUCCAGCAGGGAGCUCUCCAAGAUCCUGGCCAAGCUGGAGCGCCUGAAGCAGCAGAACGAGGACCUGCGGAGGAUGGCCGAGUCGCUGAGGGUGCCGGAAGGCCAGGUGGAGGUGGACCCCGCGGCAGCCGGCCGACUGCACAGCCUGGAGGAGCAGCUGAUCCAGGCCAAGGAGCAGAUCAACAGCAUCCAGAGACAGCCUGGAGAUGGUCCCGGGAAGAACCAGGAAGUCCUCCGCAGGAAGAUUGAGAAUGGCGUGAAGGAGCUUUGGUACUUUGUGCGCAGCGAGAUCAAAAAGCUGGGUCAAGUGGAGUCUGCAGUUCUGCAGAGGCACAUCGACAGCCUGCUGCAGGACCUGGGACACCAGCAGAGGUCCAUCAUGACGGACCUGUACUACCUCAGCCAGGCCGACGGCGCCGGGGAGUGGAGGGAGAAAGAGGCCAAAGACCUGUCUGAGCUUGUGCAGAACCGAAUCACCUACCUACAGAACCCGAAGGACUGCAGCAAGGCCCAGAAGCUGGUGUGCAACAUCAACAAGGGCUGCGGCUACGGGUGCCAGCUGCACCACGUGGUCUACUGCUUCAUGAUCGCCUACGGCACGCGCCGUACCCUUAUCCUGGAGUCGCAGAACUGGCGCUACGCCACGGGGGGCUGGGAGACCGUUUUCCGGCCUGUGAGCGAGACCUGUUCCGACCGCUCCGGGGCCUCCACUGGACACUGGUCAGGAGAGGCCAACGACCGUAACGUCCAGGUAGUGGAGUUGCCAAUAGUGGACAGCUUGCACCCCCGGCCCCCGUACCUGCCCCUGGCCAUCCCCGAGGACCUGGCGGACCGCCUGCACCGUCUCCACGGCGACCCGUCCGUCUGGUGGGUCUCGCAGUUCGUCAAGUACCUGAUCCGCCCCCAGGCCUGGCUGGAGAAGGAGAUCCAGGAGACGACGGCCAAGCUGGGCUUCAAGCACCCCAUCAUCGGGGUGCAUGUGCGGCGGACAGACAAGGUGGGGACCGAGGCAGCGUUCCACCCCAUAGAGGAGUACAUGGUUCAUGUGGAGGACCACUUCCAGCACCUGGCCCGUCGCAUGCACGUGGACAAGAAACGGGUCUACCUGGCCACCGACGACCCUGCCCUGCUGCAGGAGGCCAAAGCCAAGUACCAGGAUUACGAGUUCAUCAGCGAUAACUCCAUCUCGUGGUCAGCUGGCCUGCACAACCGCUACACAGAAAACUCGCUGAGGGGCGUGAUCCUGGACAUCCACUUCCUCUCGCAAACCAACUUCCUGGUCUGCACCUUCUCCUCACAGGUAUGUCGAGUGGCCUACGAGAUCAUGCAGACGCUCCACCCGGACGCCUCGUCCUACUUCCACUCGCUGGACGACAUCUACUACUUUGGCGGCCAGAACGCACACAACCAGAUAGCCAUAUACCCGCACCAGGCCCGAAACGGCGAGGACAUUCCCCUGGAGCCGGGCGACGUCAUCGGGGUGGCAGGGAACCACUGGGACGGCUACUCCAAGGGCAUCAACCGCAAGAUGGGCCGGACGGGCCUGUACCCCUCGUACAAAGUGAAGGAAAAAGUCGAGACUGUGAAGUACCCCACGUACCCCGAGGCGGACAAGCUCCUGCACCUAUAGGAUGCCGGGCGGAGGCCCGAACCUCGACCGGAGAACCGCCCAGCCGGUGGAGAGAGAGGAGGGGGACCGCGCUGCUUGUUACGUGUGUGUGUGAGUGCGCGUACGUGUGUCGGUGCGCACCCUCCAGGAGUACAGACUCUGAUACCCCGCUCUGCCCCACCAUGCUAAGCUCUCCUCUCUCACUAGGGCGGUCCAGCCCUAGCCACCGAUGACACUGGCCUUUUGUGGGGGAGGGGGGGUGGGAGCAUAAAAGAGAACAAAACAGAUUUUAAAAUGGAGGAAAUGAAUAGUAGCAACUGUCUGAUUCAAUGAAGGAAUUUCAAUCUCAGUUCUCUAUUUAAGGAAAAAAAAAAAGAGGAUAAAGCUAACGUGCUAAACUGUGAACAAAAGCGACUGGAAGUUCUCCUUUUCUCCCGGACUGUACUGUAAUCUCCACCCCCCACGCGCCCCGGCCAAAACAACUCUUUCUCACUUCCUUCCUGUCCCGUCACUCCAGAGUCCUCUCCGCCAACUCCGCAAUCCUUUCCUUCCUCUUGCUCUUAAUUUGCCAUUUCACAACGCCGCGUCGUGCUUUUCGACGACUGAUUUCAGUCGACUUUUGUUUUGUGCCGGUAGACCGUGCGCUUUUUAAGAGAGGGAGUCCCCAUUACGGUGCCUACAAGAGUGAAAGGGUUCAGCUCGAUGAGGGUGACGAGAGACACGGUUCACUCCUCUUCCAUGAGCACAAAGUAAAACUGCACUCCACAAACGUGUUUUAUUAUUGUUAUUAUUAUUAUUAUUAUGAUUAUGCUGUUUUGGUCUUGGUCAUUUUUUUAUUUGUGUUUUUUAUUUUUAAUAUUUUAACCUUAAUAUUUUAAUUUUAAGAUGGGGUAAAAAAAGGAACAUUUCAAAUUUAAGGUAAUGAUCACGAUAAUUUAAGAUAAUGCUAAUGAUAAUAAUAGUGUUAAUAAUUAAUAAUGAUGAUCCUCUCCACAAGCCAGGAAGAGAUUUUUUUUUUUUUUACAAUCCAUACGUCUCUGGGCAUUUACUUUUAAUCGCAAUCGAUCAAAUAAAUUGGAUAAACCUGAUGGCAUUUUGCGCUGUUUACCUGUAUGGCUUUCACAUUUCAGUCAUGUGGCACAAUUGAAGACCCUGCCCUGACCCCCCUCUCCACCUCCCUGUCCACCAUUUGUAGUUCCUCCAUGUUUCACUUCCUGUCUGUGGGAUGGCUGGCAUUGAGAGGAAGUCAUAUACUUCAUUUCCCAGAAUGCCGCACAGAAGCGCUGUGAGACCAGAACCUCAUGGCAAGGCUGCAGCCAGUUUUAUCUCCCAAAAAUUGCACUGAAUGCCCUGUCUGUACCACGUGUCUUAAUGUUGUUGUUCUCAUGAUGUUCUGCCAUCUCCGAGUGUCUGAACUGGUUGUAUUAAUGCUUAUUAUAUAGAAUAUAGAAUGGCUAGAUGAAGCAUUAGAAAAAAGGUGACUGACUUCUCCAUUUGUUACUUUUUUCAACUGUAAAAAAAAAAAAAAAUGUAAAAUUCAAAUGACACUGCAAAUGCUAAAUUUUCCUUUCUCAAACGCAUCCCACCCUCCAAAAAAUGGUUCACUGAAGAGUCUCAUAAAAUAAAAGCAAGGCCCCCGGGGCCUUCGAAAUAACAGGAGGGCUCUCGUUUCAGAUUUCAUUAAAGCACACGAAACCAAUAUGGCAUGCCUUUAGCAGCCAUUUAAAUGCAACAGCGGUUCAGUCAGUUAUUCUGUUUACUGGCCGUUGAGCAGUGUUUCCGGAACAGAAUAAAUACAGUACAUGCCUCA
Molecule: messenger RNA, 4174 nt
Organism: Conger conger (European conger)
Lineage: Eukaryota; Metazoa; Chordata; Actinopteri; Anguilliformes; Congridae
Product: alpha-(1,6)-fucosyltransferase
Exons: 11
Coding region: 643-2385 (580 amino acids)
Biological process (GO): protein N-linked glycosylation
Cellular component (GO): Golgi cisterna membrane
Molecular function (GO): protein binding; glycoprotein 6-alpha-L-fucosyltransferase activity
Source: RefSeq, a predicted model, not a curated record